UCUGUCAGGCUGUCACAUUAGUUGUCGUAGGGUUUUGAAGGUUUUAGCUUCUUCUCACUCUUCACUUUCUUCGCAGAUCGCUCCACCACUUAUUUUCUCUCCUAUUAUCUUCUCACUUCUUCGGGUAAGAAAUCGCAAAAUGGCAAUGGCAGCACAAGCCAUGGCUCACCUCCAUUUUUCUCCUCACUCCGCUCACUACCAUUACCAUUACCAUUACAAUUACCAUGCUACCCUUUCUUUUCCGUCGCCACGUCAUCCCCGUAACCAAAGAUUCCAGCUUUCCUUCUCCGGAGGCGACGGCGGCGGCGGCGGGGUUGGGCGAGGUUUCGGAGGAGGAGGAGGAGGGGGAGACUCGGAUGGAGAUGGCGUUGGAUUUGGGGUUGUGGGUAAGCUUGUAAAUGGAUGGAGAUCGAGGGUAGCCGCCGAUCCACAAUUCCCCUUCAAGGUUGUGAUGGAAGAGUUGGUGGGUGUCAGUGCAUGUGUUAUGGGUGACAUGGCCACUCGCCCCAACUUUGGUCUCAACGAGCUUGACUUCGUUUUCUCAACUCUCGUUGUUGGUUCCAUUCUCAAUUUCACGCUCAUGUAUCUCUUGGCACCCACAUUGUCCUCUUCUUCCACACUCCCUGCAAUGUUUGCCACUUGCCCCAGUAGCCACAUGUUUGAACCGGGUCCUUAUGCCAUUCUGGAGCGUUGUGGGACUCUGGUGUACAAGGGAGGUGUGUUUGCUCUUGUUGGCUUCGCUGCUGGGCUGGUUGGAACUGCAAUUUCUAAUGGGUUGAUCAUGAUGAGGAAGAGGAUGGACCCCAAUUUUGAGACCCCCAACAAGCCUCCCCCUACUCUUUUGAAUGCUCUAACUUGGGCCGCUCACAUGGGUGUCAGUAGCAAUCUCAGAUAUCAGACUCUCAAUGGUGUGGAGUUCCUUUUAGAGAAAAGUGUUCCUCCUUUGGUCUUCAAGUCCUCAGUGUUUGCCCUGAGACUGUUGAACAAUGUUCUUGGAGGGAUGACCUUUGUCAUGUUGGCAAGGUUCACGGGCUCUCAGACUGUUGCCUCCUACCCCAAAGAAGAUUUUCCCAAGUGAUGGAAUCAAUCAAUUCAAUUUGAUUAGUUGUACUGUUCUUAACUUAGGAGUGCUGUUCAAAAUCUAGCAUAUGCUUGUUCCCCUUGGCCUGAGUUUAAAAGAACAAUAACAAGCUUUGUUUAUGUCAGAUGCUUUAGUUUGUGAUUUAGAACUGAAAUAUCAUGAUUACCAUACACAUCCCACAAAGGUAGAACUUCUGUUCUGUACUGAUCCCGGACAACAUUCCACUUUGUGAUUUGUGCAUCAACCCUUGACCAGGUGAACCCCCUACAUCAACUACCACUUCAUUUGUCCCUUCUCCAUUAUUUCCACGAAUUUGACAUCAUUUUAGAUUGCGUGAUAUUACCAACUCUUUGGGUUGUCCCCGAACUCUUUCAGUUGUUUGUGGAACUUAAUUUGAUGUGGACCUACAUUACAUUUAAAGCAAGCCAAUCUUGUCUUGGACGACAUCAAACUUCAAUUAUUAUUUUGUGGAGUAACCGGAGACUACAAUCA
Messenger RNA from Abrus precatorius (Indian licorice), 1573 nucleotides. Its product is annotated as protein RETICULATA-RELATED 3, chloroplastic-like. The record is from RefSeq and is a predicted model, not a curated record. The transcript is spliced from 2 exons. Bases 140 to 1078 code for a protein of 312 amino acids. NCBI's taxonomy places the organism in Eukaryota, Viridiplantae, Streptophyta, Magnoliopsida, Fabales, Fabaceae.